CAUCUUCAUUUUAUUCAUUUUCAUCAAUGGGAACAUCAAAUCCACGGAAAUUAAUUCAAGGCAAAUUUGUUACAACACAUAAAGCAUCUGAUCUUGAUGCUCUUUAUCGAAUGGCUUUACAAAAUCAAACAGCUUAUAAAUCUGUCGAACAGAAACGUAUUGCAGAACGUAAAUUGCAUGAUAAAGAAUUUGCUUCACAAUAUCGAGCUCUCAAGGGUAGCAUGCGAUCGGUUACUUUUACUAAUAAAAUUAAUUAA
This is a messenger RNA of Rotaria sordida, 257 nucleotides long. Lineage: Eukaryota; Metazoa; Rotifera; Eurotatoria; Philodinida; Philodinidae. The record is from the annotation of a GenBank genome assembly.